Cylas formicarius (sweet potato weevil) is the source of this 508-nucleotide messenger RNA. Its product is annotated as single-pass membrane and coiled-coil domain-containing protein 4. The transcript is spliced from 2 exons. The record is from RefSeq and is a predicted model, not a curated record. NCBI's taxonomy places the organism in Eukaryota, Metazoa, Arthropoda, Insecta, Coleoptera, Brentidae. The coding region runs from base 224 to 391 and encodes 55 amino acids.
UUGUGAUCUGUGGUAAUACUAACCUAAUCCAAAUCUUGCAUUUUAUAUUAAACCGCGAAAUAUACUGUAUAUCGAAACCUACCUAUAUUUCAAAUUACAGUUAUCAGACAUUUCACGGAAAACGAUAAAACUCUGGCAACAGACACGUGUAAGUCAACUUUCAUAGUGCAUUUUGUAUAGUGUUAAUGAAUGUAGAAUAGGAGUUAAAAUAAUAACUGAUAAAAUGCCCAAACAAUUAAAGGGGAAAGUCAAAGAAUCUUCAAAAGAAAAACGCCAAAGGAAAAAGGAGUUUCAAGAAUUGCAAAAACAAAUUUUUACCAUCGUGCUGCCUACUCUAGCAGUUGUCGCCGCAUGUAUCGUCGUUUAUGUUUAUUAUAAAACUAAAGCCUAGAAAUUUAGGUCGAUAUGAGAUUAAGUAAAUAUAAAGUUCUUUCACUAAAAUAAUGUUGGGAUUAAAUUCUUUAUUUUUAUAAAAUACUGCGCAAUAAAAUGUUCCGAUCAAUACAAA